Molecule: messenger RNA, 1176 nt
Organism: Pyricularia pennisetigena
Lineage: Eukaryota; Fungi; Ascomycota; Sordariomycetes; Magnaporthales; Pyriculariaceae
Exons: 4
Coding region: 1-1176 (391 amino acids)
Biological process (GO): positive regulation of RNA polymerase II transcription preinitiation complex assembly
Cellular component (GO): cytosolic proteasome complex; proteasome regulatory particle, base subcomplex
Molecular function (GO): ATP hydrolysis activity; proteasome-activating activity; ATP binding
Source: RefSeq, a predicted model, not a curated record
AUGUCAACCGACCAAGAGCGCCAACAUGCGCUUGACUCCUACAAGCAGAAGCUGAUCGAGUCGCGAGAGUGGGAGUCCAAACUGAAAAACCUGCGAAUAGAGAUCAAGGGCUUGCAGAAGGACUUUGACCAGACUGAGGAGAACAUCAAGGCGUUGCAGAGCGUGGGACAGAUUAUUGGCGAAGUCCUGAAGCAACUUGACGAUGAGAGAUUUAUCGUCAAAGCAUCCUCUGGUCCCAGAUAUGUGGUCGGCUGCAGGUCAAAGGUCGACAAGGACAAGCUGAAGCAAGGGACGCGAGUUGCGCUUGACAUGACGACGCUCACCAUAAUGCGAAUGCUACCGCGCGAGGUCGACCCACUCGUCUACAACAUGUCACUCGAGGAUCCGGGCCAAGUCAGCUUUGCGGGUAUUGGUGGUCUCAACGAUCAGAUCAGGGAGUUGAGAGAGGUUAUCGAGCUCCCGUUGAAGAACCCAGAACUAUUCUUGAGGGUUGGCAUCAAGCCACCAAAGGGUGUGCUUCUUUACGGACCCCCGGGAACAGGCAAGACGCUACUAGCGAGAGCUGUUGCGUCAAGCCUUGAGACGAAUUUCUUGAAGGUUGUCUCGUCUGCCAUCGUGGACAAAUACAUCGGAGAGUCAGCACGUCUUAUCCGCGAGAUGUUCGGAUACGCCAAGGAGCACGAGCCCUGCAUUAUCUUCAUGGAUGAGAUUGAUGCCAUUGGAGGCAGGCGUUUCUCUGAGGGCACAAGUGCCGACCGAGAGAUCCAAAGAACGCUCAUGGAACUCUUGAACCAACUGGAUGGUUUCGACUACCUCGGCAAGACCAAGAUCAUUAUGGCAACCAACCGUCCCGACACACUGGAUCCUGCUCUGCUCCGGGCAGGACGUCUAGACCGCAAGAUCGAGAUUGCUUUGCCCAACGAGAUUGGGCGGUUGGAGAUUCUAAAGAUCCAUGCUUCAAGCGUAGUGAUGGAGGGAGACAUUGACUUUGAGAGUGUGGUAAAGAUGAGCGACGGGCUAAACGGUGCCGAUCUGAGGAAUGUGGUGACUGAAGCUGGCCUCUUUGCUAUCAAGGACUACCGCGAUGCUGUGAACCAGGACGACUUCAACAAGGCGGUGCGGAAAGUGGCCGAGUCGAAGAAGCUGGAGGGUAAACUGGAGUACCAAAAGCUCUAA